Molecule: messenger RNA, 984 nt
Organism: Aspergillus mulundensis
Lineage: Eukaryota; Fungi; Ascomycota; Eurotiomycetes; Eurotiales; Aspergillaceae
Product: pectate lyase family protein
Exons: 3
Coding region: 1-984 (327 amino acids)
Molecular function (GO): pectate lyase activity
Source: RefSeq, a predicted model, not a curated record
AUGUACAACCUCAAGUUCCUCAUCGCCGCCGUCAGCUGUCUCGGGCAGGCCCUUGCAGCUCCCACUCCCACCACCAACUCCAUCAACCGCAGCUUCAACAAGCGUGCUUCCCUUGAGGACUCUGCCUUCGGCUAUGCUAGCUUGAACGGCGGUACUACCGGCGGUGCCGGCGGUGCCACCACCACCGUCUCCUCCUACGCCGAAUUCACCGCCGCUGUCGAGGGUGACGACCCCAAGAUCGUCAUUGUCAGCGGUCCCAUCGAGAAGACCGCCGACCAGGUCGACGUCGGUUCCAACACCUCCAUCAUCGGAAAGGACGCCACCGCCGUCCUGACCGGCUUCGGUCUCCGCCUCAAGAGGGUCGAGAACGUCAUCAUCCGUAACCUGGGUAUUUCCAAGGUUCUCGCCGACAGCGGUGAUGCCAUCGGUGCUGAGUACUCCAACAACAUCUGGAUCGACCACGUCGACGUCUCCAGCGACCGCGACCACGACAAGGACUACUACGACGGUCUCCUCGACUUCAAGCGCGGCUCCGACUACAUCACCGUCUCCAACACCUUCAUCCACGACCACUGGAAGGCCUCUCUCGUCGGCCACAGCAACAGCAACGAGGAUGAGGACAAGGGCCACCUGCACGUCACCUACGCCAACAACUACUGGUUCAACAUCAACUCCCGCGGCCCCUCCGUCCGCUUCGGUACCGCCCACAUCUACAACAACUACUUCCUGAGCGUCAGCGACGGCAUCAACACCCGCAUUGGCGCCCAGGUCCUCGUCGAGGGCAACACCUGGGUUGAUGGCAAGAAGGCCCUCUACUCCACCGAUGAGGGCUACGCCGUCGAGCGCAACAACGACUUCGGUGGCGCCAAGAACGAGGCUGAGGAGGGUACCCUGACUUCCGUUGACUACGACUACGACCUCAUUGAGGCCUCCGCUGUUGAGGGCGCCGUUGUUGGAACUGCUGGGCAGACUCUUGUUUUCUAA